Messenger RNA from Zonotrichia albicollis (white-throated sparrow), 1858 nucleotides. It is a transcript of the gene MED22, whose product is annotated as mediator complex subunit 22. Gene Ontology annotation, biological process: regulation of transcription by RNA polymerase II. The record is from RefSeq and is a predicted model, not a curated record. Lineage: Eukaryota; Metazoa; Chordata; Aves; Passeriformes; Passerellidae. Gene Ontology annotation, molecular function: transcription coregulator activity. Gene Ontology annotation, cellular component: mediator complex.
GGCGGGGCCGGGACCGGGCCGGGGCCGUGAGGGGGGGGCGCAGCCAUGGCGCAGCCCCGGGUGCUGCCGCAGAGCAAGGAGACCCUGCUGCAGUCCUACAACAAACGCCUCAAGGACGAUGUCAAAUCCAUCAUGGACAACUUCACCGAAAUCAUCAAGACGGCCAAGAUCGAGGAUGAAACUCAAGUUUCUCGAGCAACCCAGGGUGAACAAGAUAACUACGAGAUGCACGUCAGAGCUGCAAAUAUUGUCCGAGCUGGCGAGUCCCUGAUGAAACUGGUGUCUGACCUGAAGCAGUUCCUGAUCCUCAACGAUUUCCCCUCUGUGAACGAGGCCAUCAACCAGCGCAACCAGCAGCUCAGGAGCCUGCAGGAGGAGUGUGACAAGAAGCUGAUUGCCCUGAGGGAUGAGAUCUCCAUUGACCUGUACGAGCUAGAAGAAGAAUAUUACUCUUCCAGCUACAGUCUGUGUGACAGCAAUGAUCUCCCACUGUGCGAAGCCUACUGGAGACAAGACUUGGCCACGCUGUCCCCCGAGAGCCUCUCGAUGCCUCUGGCAGCCGCCACAGCCGAGCAGAGCGUUGUCACCUCGCAGAGUUCCACCCCUUCGCACCCACACGUCAACGGGCACGGGGCGGGCCCCGCCGAGCAUCCCUGAGGAGGAUCCGCUGCUGCCGGCCCGCGGCUCACCGGGGAUGGCCCCGCCGAGCAUUCCCAGGAUCCGCGGUUCAUCCGGGGAUGGCCCCGCGCUGCUGGAAGUCUUCCUGCUGCUGUGCUGAGCUGAGCAAGCGGCUCCUGCUGCCAGGAGGAGGCACUGGAGCUGUGCUGGCACUCCCUGCAUGGCUGCAGUGCUUCCUCCACGCCAGGACCUUGCCAGGAGUGUUGCUGUCCAUAAGAGAUAGAGAUGUGUAGGCACAAAGUGAAUCUCAUUAGAACAAAUUAGAGUCGGGUUUGUUUUAACGUGAUAGUCACGUGUAGAGUUCAUUAGAAGUCUUAGAAGUUUGUUUCCAUGUGAGUGUUGGGAGCUGAAUUUCUUUGGGAUAAACUUGAGCCAAAUGUGGGGGUAGUGAGUGUGUUGGGGUUUUUACUCUGCUUCCCAAGGUUAUUGACAUUCUGGCUGCUUUAAAGCUCUCUCAGGAUAGCAUCUGACAACCUCUGGUCUACUGUAAAGAGUCUUAUUGUAUUUUUACACAACAGUCUUCACUGUCAAAAUGCUUUACAAACUUGAACUCUUGAUUUGGAAGGAAGAUCCCAGGAGACCCUUAUGGAAGGACAAUGUUCCCCCCUAUAAGAAGAAAGCAGGGAUCAGACUGAGGGAUCAAUGACACCACUUGCUCAAAGCCACAAAGAGAAGCAGUGUCAUGCUUUAGUCAGUCGAUUCCUUCCUCAUUGUUUACACAGAAAUUCCUGCUAACGUAUUCUGAGCUAACAUGGAGCCACUGUUUAUGCUGGGUUUUGGUUUUGUCUAAUGAAAAAAUCUUGAGAGCAGCGAGGAAUACUCAGUUACUCUCAGUUUCCUUCCAAAGAAACGCAUUUGGUGCUUGGUCUGCAGCUGUUCAGCAGCUCAGCACAUCUCCUGUCCUUUCCUUUUGUGGUGGCUCUGCCUUGGCUGGAGCUGUGCAGCUGAAAGGGAGAUGCCACUGACCUGAACAGUGUCACCACAGCUCGGUGUCAGGGCACCACAGAGCCACCAGGGCAUUCCAACAACUGAGCUGAGCUUCCCCAGCCUUCUGCUGUAACGUCUCAUUUCUUAGGAUGUGAAUUUUUGCUAUUAUUUUUUUUUGUUUCUUUUUCUUCCAUUCCAUUUAUUUUUGUAACUAGGUGAUUUAAUAAAACUGCCUGUUUUGUAUAAUUUUUAA